Molecule: messenger RNA, 3094 nt
Organism: Bufo bufo (common toad)
Lineage: Eukaryota; Metazoa; Chordata; Amphibia; Anura; Bufonidae
Gene: LYL1
Product: LYL1 basic helix-loop-helix family member
Exons: 4
Coding region: 176-1087 (303 amino acids)
Biological process (GO): regulation of transcription by RNA polymerase II
Molecular function (GO): protein dimerization activity; RNA polymerase II cis-regulatory region sequence-specific DNA binding; DNA-binding transcription factor activity, RNA polymerase II-specific
Source: RefSeq, a predicted model, not a curated record
GGAUUGUAUACUUACAUAGACCAUGAGGAAACAUUCAGCUGGACCCCCAUAAAUUUGCUAUAGAAGACACCCCACCCACCCGAUUUAUUGGAGACGAUGACUUUUAGUUCCCAACUAUGAGAGAAAGGAGGAUUUCUGCCAGGUGUCUAUCGUGACACGGGUAUUCUAUGUUCCCAUGUGUCCUUCUGAUGAUAAAGGGGUACCUAGUGACGGCACAUAUGCAACAAUGGAGGAUGACGGAAGCUCUCCUGACAGGCAGCCAAACACCGCUGAAACUCUACAAGCCAGCUCACCAACCUCACCCACUGAACCCCUCACGGAUAAAAAGCGGGCACCUGUGGGGACAGAUGGACUGCCCACCCAUGUUCCAGUUAUCAGCCUGGGACACAGCAGAGUGGCUCUGCGUCCUGAACUCACCACUUUACGCCCUGUACCCUCCUUGAUGCUGGCACUGCCAGGGAUACGGGGGCCGUUAUUUCCACCUCAGUUUCAUGCUCACCCUUUUCUUCCCAGUCCCUACCUACGUGCCUCUAACCUGAUCCCAAUCUUUUCUGGGAGGUUUAAGAGAAGAAGCCAUUCUGACAUCAUGGAAGCGCCCUUCAUAGUACGACAGCCACAAAAAGUCGCCCGUCGGGUCUUCACUAACAGCCGGGAACGCUGGAGACAGCAGAAUGUUAAUGGUGCCUUUGCUGAGCUGAGAAAACUGAUCCCCACCCAUCCGCCUGACAAGAAGUUGAGCAAGAAUGAAAUCCUUCGUCUGGCUAUGCGAUACAUUACUUUUCUGGUUGGCUUGUUGGGCGACCAACACAAUUCCCCUCCUAAAACAUCUCCCUCAAAGAGAAGAUACACUCAGACUGUCCAUACUUUGGCUCCCAAGGUCAAAGAGAGUCACAGCCCUUCUGCUGACCUGCCUGUUCUGGGAGAUGAGGAAAAAAACAGACGCUUUGAGGGCACCAUGUCCCCAAUGUCUGGGAGCUGUGGGGACAGCAUAGAGACUGAAGAAGAGGAAGGUGACAGAGAAAGCAUUUCCUCUUCAACAAGCACAAAAAUGACUCUGAUCACAUCAGAAGUAAGAGAAAGUCGGUGAGGACUGUGGACGGAAGGAGGUCUGGUAGCUUUUCUUGAGUUAGGCUGAACCUCCUUCACAACCUCACUUCAUUGAAUGGACCUUCUAAAAUGAACAUCACUUAUCAGACUGUCAGAUAUUUUUUUUUUAUUAUAGUGUUGACUGCCCUGUGUAAACACAGAUAAAUAAACCUAAGGUUGACCAUAUGGGUUCAGCCAGCAGCUACUUUUCCUGACUCCUCAUAUACAUACAAGUUUGGCUUGGCCAAACAUGCAUUUGUUCUCAAAAGGGAGAGGGGCAGUAACUGCUGACAGAUACCUCUAGUGGCAGCCUCUGUCCCUUGAGAAAAAAAGGAUUGGGCAUGUUUCAAUCAAACUGCCUUAUCUUUCUUUCCCCCAACACCUUCCAUUGGGGGAGAGUGUGGACACCAUCAUACACAUUUGAUGGUUGGCUGGUCCAGCCGAAAUUGGAGAGUUGGGCCAACAUCCUUCUAAUGUGUAUGACCACCUUAAGUCCAAUUUCUUCAAAGGACAUUAUCACAUGCAACUGUAUGUUCCAUGUGAGUGACUGACAUUGGAAUUUAAAGAGUAAAGGAGGAAAAUGUAUAUGUUCCUAUGUACUGCAACUAAACACUUCUGCCUUCUGACUGAAUAAAUGAGGGUUAGUACACAGCAGGCUCAUUUACAAGUCAUGCAUAACACAUUUUUCUCUGGGAUAGUGUAGUAAUAUUGGCAACCUGCAGGUACUGUUGCUGUUCAUAUAAGGACAGGAUUAUGACAAAGUUAUGGUAGUAUCACUGAAUUGGGAAUAAGUCGAGUAAGGAGAACAUCUUAGAAGUUUACCCUCUAAGAAAUAAACCUACCAAUGGUAGCCAUUCUCUAAGGGUUUAUGUAGUCUUCAAUACUUGGACUGUCACGGAGAAAAUAUCAGUUGUGAUCCCGUUUGGUUCUAAUGGCAUAUAAGCCCUGGUUGGACAUGUCAUGAUGACAUGAUAAAUAACGGGUGCCUGAAGAUAUCUGCUUGUCAUCAGGCUAAUAUGCUGUGACCAUUAGUAAUUCUGGGGGUUUGGCAUCAUUCACACUUGUGAAUCUCUCCACUCCUGGUGUGAAUGAGGUCUUACAGUGAAGGGCAUAUAAGGCUAGUUUUACAGUUGCGUUUAUUGGAUCCGGCAGGCUGUUCUGGCAGAGAAUAGCCUGCCAGAGUUCACCAGGUUGUGGCAGCGGUAAACAGCAAUAUCCGGCUAGGCCAGAUCCAUUGAACUCUGGCAGGCUGUUCUCUGCCGGAACGUAAGCGAAUGUAGCCUAAGCUAUACCAGCAUCCCAAACAGGGGGACCCAGUUUGGGUUAGCAUGUAAGAAGGAAACAGCUAUCGACUAUGAGCUUCUACAAUGGAGGGUAAAAAGAUUUAGGCCCUUCUGUACUACAUAUGCCCUUCUCCACUCUAUGUUCGUUACUGGUUACACUAUUGUUUUCUUGCCUAGACAUCACUGUACAAUAUGACUACUUGUAAUAUGAAUGACUGAAAGCCUAAUUUGUACUGGAUUCCACUGGACGAUAUUUUUGGCUGCCUCGUAUAACAUGUUCAUGGAAUAGCUGCUGCACUAUCACAGGAUUACAGCUCUUGCUGCCAACAGUUGUGUAGUUUUGUUUUUCUAGAAAUACUAAUUCAGCAGCUGACAGAGCGGCCUGGGACCUGAGCUAUUUAAUAACCUGAACAAAAGAAUGGACCACGUUCCACUGAGUGACCUUGUAGAAAACAAUUACUGGAAUGCAGCGCUGGAGCAUGAACAAUAUGGGCUUCCCAUGGAAUGACACUAUAUAAACUGCAGAGCCCACAAUCACUGCUUCCCAUAAUGCUUUGUGACAAAACAAGAAAAAGAAAGUGCAAACGAUGACGUGUGUUUUUUUUUAUUGACCAAGUGGCUUCCUAAAAUGUCUUUCUGCAUUAAAUUUAGAAUAUAAUUUUCUAGGAAUUUAGAAUCCUAAUUACAAAAGUGGAAUCUGUUACUUCAUACACAGGGGCUUAAAG